Molecule: messenger RNA, 2353 nt
Organism: Delphinapterus leucas (beluga whale)
Lineage: Eukaryota; Metazoa; Chordata; Mammalia; Artiodactyla; Monodontidae
Gene: HSPBP1
Product: HSPA (Hsp70) binding protein 1
Cellular component (GO): endoplasmic reticulum
Molecular function (GO): adenyl-nucleotide exchange factor activity
Source: RefSeq, a predicted model, not a curated record
GGCCGCGGAGCUUCCCUAAAACGCCACCUUAUCAGCAGACCCCCAGGAAUCGACCCGCCAGGACGCCAGAGCUACCUCAGCGGGGACCAUCCCCUACCCCAACACAUUCUUCCCUUCUUUGCAAACAGCCCAUGGCGAACCAAGGCUCCGGGAGCAGUCGCCUUCCCCUGGCGCUGCCCCCAGCCUCCCAGGGUUGCUCGUCAGGGGGCAGCGGCUCCUCCGCGGGCGGCUCCGGCAAUCCCCCGCCACCGCGAAACCUCCAAGGUCUGCUGCAGAUGGCCAUCACGGCGGGCUCUGAAGAGCCAGACCUCCCUCCAGAACCCAUGAGUGAGGAGAGGCGCCAGUGGCUGCAGGAGGCCAUGUCGGCUGCCUUCCGGGGCCAGCGGGAAGAGGUGGAGCAGAUGAAGAACUGCCUCCGAGUGCUGUCCCAGCCCACAACCCCCUCAGCUGGUGAGGCUGAACUGGCUGCUGACCAGCAAGAGCGUGAGGGGGCCCUGGAGCUGCUGGCCGACCUGUGCGAGAACAUGGACAACGCCGCAGACUUCUGCCAGCUGUCCGGCAUGCACCUGCUGGUGGGCCGCUACCUGGAGGCGGGGCCUGCGGGGCUGCGGUGGCGGGCGGCGCAGCUCAUCGGCACGUGCAGCCAGAACGUGGCAGCCAUCCAGGAGCAGGUGCUAGGCCUUGGCGCACUGCGCAAGCUGCUGCGCCUGCUGGAUCGGGACCCCUGCGAUGCUGUGCGCGUCAAGGCCCUCUUCGCCAUCUCCUGCCUGGUCCGGGAGCAGGAGGCUGGGCUGCUGCAGUUCCUCCGCCUGGACGGCUUCUCUGUGUUGAUGCGGGCCAUGCAGCAGCAGGUGCAAAAGCUCAAGGUCAAGUCAGCGUUCCUGCUGCAAAACCUGCUGGUGGGCCACCCUGAACACAAAGGGACCCUGUGCUCCAUGGGCAUGGUCCAGCAGCUGGUGGCCCUCGUCCGAACAGAACACAGCCCCUUCCAUGAGCACGUGCUUGGAGCCCUGUGCAGCUUGGUGACUGACUUCCCCCAGGGUGUGCGGGAGUGCCGGGAGCCCGAGCUGGGCCUGGAGGAGCUUCUGCGGCACCGGUGCCAGCUGCUGCAGCAGCACGAGGAGUACCAGUUCUGGGGAAAAGAAGUCUGAAGUCAAGGUGUCAGCAAGACCGUGCUCCCUCUGAAGGUUCUAGGGAAGAAUCUUUCCUUGCCUCUUCCAGCUUCUAGUAGUUGCUGGCAGUCCUUGACGUUCCUUGGCUUAUGGAUACAUCCGUCACUCCGAUUUCUGCCUCUGUUUUCACAUGGCCUUCUUUCUCCCCUAUGUGUCUGUCUUAGAACUCUUUCCAGAUAUGUAAAUAGAGGUGUGCUUUAAUUUCAGUGUAAUUCAAUAUUAUAAUUGCAUAGUAUUCUCUGAAGUAAUUACAUCAUGAUUUAGCCAGUCCUCUUUUGUAGGUAUUUUUGUGGGCCCUGUGUAGAGUUAAAUUAAAUUACAUUGGUGCUUUUUGAAUAGGCCCCAUAGUCAUGUGGUUCAAAAUUCAAGAUGCAUGAGAGGAUAAACAGUGAAAAGUCUCCCUCCUACCCCUAUUCCUAUCCACCCAGUUCUUCCUGUGGCCUUCCUAAGAUAGUCUGUGCACAUACAAGGAAAUGUACAUAUCAAUUAUUUUCCUCUUCCUCUCUUCAUUUUGUGUAAAUUCAGCCUAUUCUGACCACUAUUCUGCUCUUGCCAUAUUCCCUUUCAUAACAUAUCCACGAGUGUGUUUCGUGUCGGUGCCUAUGGCUUUAUCCUCUUGGAGUUUGUUUCCACUCUUUCACUACUAUCAACUCUGCUAAAAGAAUAACCUUUUACACAUGUAACUUUAGGAGUAUGUCUAUAGAACAAUUUCUAGAAAGGGAAAGGCUGGGUUAAGGUAGGUUAAAGAUGAAGUUACAGGGUUUAAGCGCCAUGUCCUUAGCUGUUGCCAAGUUGUUCUCCAUAGAAGUUGAACCAGUCGACACUGCAGCCAUGAGGGUACUCAACUUUCCCACAUCCUGGCCAGGAUAGGGUGCCUCAAGACAUUUGAUCUUUCUUCAAGCUUUUCCUCAAGCCAUUUGACCUUUCUUCAAGCUUAUUGGUGAAAAGCAGUAUUCCAGUCCAGUUUAUGUUUGCAUUUCUCCCGUGAGUGAAGUUGGGCAUCUUUUUCCUUUUUUUGUGAACUACUCAUUCAUAUCCUUUGCCCAUUUAUCUAAUGGGUGGUGGUUUUGCAACUGAUUCAUUAAAGCUUAAUUUUUUAAAAAAAUUUUGAUUGAUUGAUUGAUUGAUUGCUGCAUUGGGUCUUCGUUGCUGCCUGCAGGCUUUCUCUAGUUGUGGCGAGU